GGAGAGUGUCCUUUGAGUUGCUUCAUUCGCUUCUUCAUGGCGCCAUGUUGGCUUGCCGGACAUGGCGGCUGGGCCAAAGCCGCCUGGCCUUCUCAAGCCGGGCGCUGGCCUUGGAGAAUCCGGCCUGCCGACCAGGCGACCGUCCCUUCGACUUGGGCCCUUUCGCCUGCCAUCGAGUGCCCAAGGAUGCCACGCCCAUGCGCUUGGACGGUUGGCUCUACAAGCACGUGUGUAGCAGCUGGGAUGCCAGGCAGAAACUCAUCAGCUCCAAGCAAGUUUGGGUGAUGGCGCCCGAAAGCUCGGUGGAUCAACACCAGCGCUGCGUGAAGAUCCCGCGCUUUCGGCCCCAAUGCCUGGGAAAGACCUCGGUGAAGCCCCAGGAUUUCAUCUACUUCCCAAAGACCAUGAGCCCCGUGCCCAAGCGUCGGGAACCUUUAGCGUCGGGCCAGCUGGACCACUUGCUACUGCAUCGAGUGAUCUACAAGGACACCGACUUCAUAGCCAUCGACAAGCCCAUCGGAUGGACAGUGAACCCAGGGAAGAAGGUUGGCAAUCUGCACUUGCAGAGGCUUCUGCCUACUUUGCAAUUCGGCAUGGAGGAGCCACCGUCCUUUGUUCACAGGCUGAGCACUGAGAUGUCGGGUGUCCUGCUGCUAGCCAGGCAUCCUGCGGCCAAGGCAUAUGCGAAGGACAUGAUCGCGCAACGCGCGUUUUGGCAACGGGACUUUUGGGCCUUGGUCUGUGGCCGCACGCCCAAGACGGGGCAAGUCUCUAUGCCGUUGGCGCAGGAACGCUUGGGUCAGCGGAAUGUGGCCAAGCCCGUCCGUGAAGACGAUGGGGGGCUGCCGGCCAUGACGGAGUACAACGCCUUGCGCUUCUCGCCCUUGUGUGGUGGCCUAACCCUUUUGUCGAUGAACCCAUACAGUGGUCGCUAUCAUCAGACUCGUGCGCAUUGUGCCUUCGGCUUGCGCGCGCCGAUGCUGGGCGAUCCCAUCUAUUAUGAGCUCUCGAACGUGGUGGGCGGCCCCGCGAGUGACUUCAAAGUGAGGUACCACUCUGCGGAAAACCGACACGAGCGCAAGGAGCUCUUAGGACCCUCGCCACGACUCCACUUGCACAGUCGGCAGCUGAUGAUCAAGACCUUUGCCGGGAAGGAAGUGGUCAUCACCGCGCCGGUGCCCGAGCACUUCGCUCGGUCGUUGAAUGCCUUGGGCUGGGAAGAUUGGCUGAGGCGCGCCGAGCACCGCGGGGCGACGCAAAGCACGUGGCGACGUGAGGAGGAUCGCGAUUUGUGGGAGGCUUUGGCGAAGGCGCGCGUCACGCGGGUGGACGACGUGGAGAGCGAGUCUCGCCAAGCCGAGCACAAGGAGGUGGAGGACUACGUGGACCCCGCGCUUUCCGGAGACCGGAGAACCGAGGCGGACGUGGGCGACCUCGAAGAAGGGCGGAGUGGAAGGUCCCACGGGCGCAGGUCCAGACGCCUCUGACAUGGCACACAACCUGUCGCUCCGGCCGUUUCUUUGUGUACAUAGGAGAAGUGCUGCAAAGCAUCAUGGCACCAG
Durusdinium trenchii is the source of this 1562-nucleotide messenger RNA. The record is from the annotation of a GenBank genome assembly. NCBI's taxonomy places the organism in Eukaryota, Dinophyceae, Suessiales, Symbiodiniaceae.